Messenger RNA from Menidia menidia (Atlantic silverside), 1295 nucleotides. The record is from the annotation of a GenBank genome assembly. NCBI's taxonomy places the organism in Eukaryota, Metazoa, Chordata, Actinopteri, Atheriniformes, Atherinopsidae.
UUCGUGUCCUGCAGUCUCGGGUUUCCUUGUAGAUCACGUGGGUCGCCGAUAAGACCCCGCCCUGAAUCAGCAGAGGCACCAUUUUGUUUUAUUCUGGUGUUUGAGCUUGCUGUCGACAGUUGGUGAAGAAAAUUCCCUUUACGACGUCGAAAAGUUGAUCAGUCAUCGCCAUGAGUGGGUGUCGUAUUUUCAUCGGCCGGUUGAGUCCAUCGGCCAGAGAGAAGGACGUGGAAAGGUUUUUCAAAGGAUACGGCCGCAUUAGAGACAUUGACCUGAAGAGAGGCUUCGGCUUCGUGGAGUUCGAUGAUCCCAGAGAUGCUGAAGAUGCCGUUUAUGAGCUGGAUGGAAAAGAACUUUGCAAUGAAAGGGUGACUAUUGAGCACGCGCGUGUGCGUCUGAGAGGCGGCCGUGGCCGAGGUGGCGGCGGAAUUGGAGGUCGUUUCUCUGAUCGCUAUGGAAGAGGCUCCCAGAACAGCCGGAGUCGAAACCCCCCUCCAAUGCGUACAGAGAACCGGCUGAUAGUGGAGAACUUGUCAUCUCGUGUCAGCUGGCAGGACCUGAAAGAUUUCAUGAGACAAGCUGGGGAGGUGACAUUCGCAGAUGCACAUCGUCCCAAGCUCAAUGAAGGGGUAGUUGAGUUUGCCUCUUACAGCGAUCUGAAAAAUGCUCUUGACAAACUGUCUGGGAAGGAAAUCAAUGGCAGGAAAAUCAAGCUCAUUGAAGCAGCCAAAAAGAGGUCGAGAAGUCGUUCCCGCUCUGAGAGCUCUUCCCGCUCUCGCUCCCGCUCCCGCUCUCGGGGCCGCUCCCAGUCGCGCUCCCCCAGACGCUCCCGCAGCCCGGCCAAAGCCCACCACCGCUCCCGCUCCCGCAGCGGCUCGCCGGCCGGAGGCGCCUCCUCAGUGAGUCCAAAAUCCAAAGACCCCAACAAACGCUCCAAGACGAGCAAGUCGGUGACCCCCUCCUCCCCUCCCCCCGCGCAGAGAGGCUCCGUGUCCCGCUCUCGCUCCCGCUCCCGUUCACGCUCCCGCUCAGGCUCGCGCUCCAGGUCUCCCUCCACCGACAGCCAGCGCUGAGGGCCUAGGUAGGUAGGCAGAAGCCGCUCGGAGGAGCUGGCCCGCCGGAGCCCCCCCGCGACCACCUCUGAAAAAGCUGGCUUUUUUCUUCUUUUUUUUUCUUUUUGAGUAAAGUUUGGUUUUCCUCUGGAAUUUUUUUUCUUGUGACUUUCUUAAAGUUUUUCCUACUCACACAGACGCAUCACUGACGAACAGCGACCUUUAGAAAGAUAUUUUCGUAAC